This is a messenger RNA of Lolium rigidum, 2034 nucleotides long. Its product is annotated as dehydration-responsive element-binding protein 2B-like. Gene Ontology annotation, biological process: positive regulation of DNA-templated transcription; response to stress. Bases 505 to 1755 code for a protein of 416 amino acids. Gene Ontology annotation, molecular function: transcription cis-regulatory region binding; DNA-binding transcription factor activity. Gene Ontology annotation, cellular component: nucleus. The record is from RefSeq and is a predicted model, not a curated record. Lineage: Eukaryota; Viridiplantae; Streptophyta; Magnoliopsida; Poales; Poaceae. The transcript is spliced from 3 exons.
UAGUCCUUCAAUUGGGUGCUGUUGCGAGUCAUCCUUGUUGGGUGAAAUCGAAAUCAGGCCCCGAAAUUGGGGGUUCUUCUGUACUUCAGGUUGAUACUGGGGGAUGCUUGUGUACUUCAGCUAUGAACUUUUUCUGGUCAGGGAUCUUGGUAAAACAAGUGUUAGUUCUGAUUUAUUCUUGUUGCUAGCUGUGAAAUUGUUAGUUUUAGUCAGCACCAUCUCCACAGGAACGUUUGUUGGAGUUCAUCGGCCGGUUCCUUUCCUGGUUUAGGAGUAACUGCACUCAGUACUAACUCAACAUGAACGUGUAUUGUUAACUACUAAGAACUCCCUCACUUGUAACUAGAAGUGAAAUUGUUAAUUUUAGUCAGGACCAUCUCCACAUAACAGGACCGUGUAUAAUUGACUAUUUGUUCAUGGGUUGGUUGCGUUUCUGGUCUAGAAUUAAUGUUUACUGCACUUCAGUCAGUACUAACAUAACAGGACCGUGUAUAAUUGACUACUAUGAACUCUCUAACUUGUUUUGGUGCUGUUGGUCUUAACUUGUUGAUGUACUCUGUAUCAAAUUGUUGUCUUGUUUGUCAGUUUUCUUGGUAUAUCCAGUGUCUGAUACGUGUUGUACCUGUUUGUCUUGUCUUUUCGGUAACUAGAACAUGUGGAGCAGAGGCAAAUACCCGGAGUCAUGUUUUCGUCGAACAAAUAGCAGGAAGCAGUGCUCUUCCCUGUAAUGAAUAUGCACUCUGGGCGCAGCAGAACCCCAAGGGACCUGCGCCGUCAGUGGCUGCGUCUAUUCUGCGGAAAAAGCGACCUCGGAGAUCGCGUGAUGGACCUAAUUCAGUCUCUGAGACGAUCAGGCGAUGGAAAGAGGUCAACCAACAGCUGGAGCGUGAUCCAUCAACUGCAAAGCGGGCGAGGCGGCCACCAGCAAAGGGCUCAAAGAAGGGCUGUAUGCAGGGGAAAGGCGGGCCUGAGAAUACACAGUGUGGGUUCCGUGGUGUAAGGCAACGUACAUGGGGCAAGUGGGUUGCUGAAAUUCGGGAACCGAAUCGGGUCAGCAGGCUCUGGCUCGGAACGUUCCCUACUGCCGAAACAGCGGCUCGAGCUUACGAUGAGGCAGCCAGGGCGAUGUAUGGUCCACUGGCCCGCACUAAUUUCCCGCUGCAGGAUGGACAAAUUCCUGAUGUGGCUGUACCAGCUGCCACUCAAGGUGUUCUACUCCGUGGUUCAACAUCAUGCCAGUCUACCACAACAUCUAACCACACUGACAUUGCGUCUUCCGCACAUAAUUGGCUUCAAGCUCAUGAGAUUUCAAGUCCAGUGAGGUCUCAACAAGAUGUGCUGGAAUCUGUCAUCUCUGACUGCGGCAAACAAGAUUCUGUUCCUGAAGCUGGCUCAAGCACUUCAAGGAGCACAUCUCAAGAGGAUGUUUUUGAGCCAUUGGAGCCCAUUUCCAAUUUACCAGAUUGGGAGGAUGAAGGCUUUGAUAUUGAAGAGCUGUUGAGAAUGAUGGAGGCCGACCCAGUGGAAGCUGAGGCUGCAACUGGGGGCUCCUGGGACGAGUGCCAGGACGGAGCCAACACUGUCGCAGAGAUGACCCAACAGGAACCUCUGUACCUGGAUGGCGUUGACCCAAGCACGCUGGAGGGCAUGCUACAGUCUGCUGAUCCCUUGCCAGUGUGGAUAUCAGAGGACCGGAACAUGUACAACCCUGGCUUCCAUGAUGCUGAGCUAAGCGAGUUCUUCGAGGGGUUGUGAUUCCUUCAAGCGGCCAAGCCAUGUUUGUGGCGUUUGGUCGGCUUAGCGCAUCUGCCAGACACAUUGGUGUUGCUUCUGCUCCAAUGAAGAAGAUCAAACAGUCAACCGGAUUGGAUUCCUUGGCAGAACUAAUAAGCUUGUUAAGCUAGAUUUUUGUGCUUUGUUUGUAGUUCUGUUAGGCAUGGAAACUUUAUGUUUCAAGAAAAUUCGUGUAUGACGAUCUUUGGAAGAGAAGUGAAAUGAAAGAAAAGAAGUGAAUGCCAUGCAUUUCCUUCACCA